Molecule: messenger RNA, 7248 nt
Organism: Sus scrofa (pig)
Lineage: Eukaryota; Metazoa; Chordata; Mammalia; Artiodactyla; Suidae
Gene: PLCB1
Product: phospholipase C beta 1
Biological process (GO): memory; G protein-coupled receptor signaling pathway; phosphatidylinositol metabolic process
Cellular component (GO): cytoplasm; nuclear speck
Molecular function (GO): calcium ion binding; calmodulin binding; phosphatidylinositol-4,5-bisphosphate phospholipase C activity
Source: RefSeq, a predicted model, not a curated record
GGGGGCGGGAGGAGGAGGGAGGAGGGGGAAGGAGCAGGGCGGGGGGGGGGGCGCAGAGCGUGUGUCACUCGCUCUCUCGCUCGGUGUCUAGAGGAUGUGCUGAAUGGUGAGCCGGGAGGCGGCGGCGGCCGAGGAGCGGUAUACGGAGGCGGCUGGCAGCCCGGGCAGCCCGGCUCGGCGGCUCUUCGCCCUCCGAGACUCCGCAUCCACCGCGGGCGCCCGACCCCGCGUCCCGCCCGGGCAUGGCCCGGCGCCUCGCCCGCGAGCGCCCCGCCUGCUAAGCCACGCCGGAGGAGGUGCGGAGGCCGAGACGCCGGCGAGGGAGCAGACGCGAGAACCUCCGGAGCCGAGAAGGGAGCCCCGCGCCCCGCGCCCCGUCCCUGCCGCGCUCGCCCGGGCCGCCCAGAGCCCCGAUGAGCCCUGAUGGCCGGGGCUCAGCCGGGAGUGCACGCUCUGCAACUCAAGCCCGUGUGCGUGUCCGACAGCCUCAAGAAGGGCACCAAAUUCGUCAAGUGGGAUGAUGACUCCACUAUUGUCACUCCAAUUAUUUUGAGGACUGACCCUCAGGGAUUUUUCUUUUACUGGACCGAUCAAAACAAGGAGACCGAGCUGUUAGAUCUCAGCCUUGUCAAAGAUGCCAGAUGCGGGAAACAUGCCAAGGCUCCCAAGGACCCCAAAUUACGUGAACUUCUGGAUGUGGGGAACAUCGGGCGUCUGGAACAUCGCAUGAUAACGGUGGUGUAUGGGCCUGACUUAGUUAACAUCUCCCAUUUGAACCUCGUUGCUUUCCAAGAAGAUGUGGCCAAGGAAUGGACAAAUGAGGUUUUCAGUUUGGCAACAAACCUGCUGGCCCAGAACAUGUCCAGGGACGCAUUUCUGGAAAAAGCCUAUACUAAACUUAAGCUGCAAGUCACUCCAGAAGGACGCAUUCCUCUCAAAAACAUAUACCGCUUGUUCUCAGCAGACCGGAAGCGAGUGGAAACCGCUUUAGAGGCUUGCAGUCUUCCAUCUUCAAGGAAUGAUUCGAUACCUCAAGAAGAUUUCACUCCAGAAGUGUACAGAGUUUUCCUGAACAACCUUUGUCCUCGACCUGAAAUUGAUAACAUCUUUUCUGAAUUUGGUGCCAAAAGCAAACCAUACCUUACAGUUGAUCAGAUGAUGGAUUUUAUCAAUCUAAAACAGAGAGAUCCCCGGCUAAACGAAAUACUUUACCCACCCUUAAAGCAAGAGCAAGUUCAAGUGCUGAUUGAGAAGUAUGAACCCAACAGCAGCCUCGCCAAAAAAGGACAGAUAUCAGUGGAUGGAUUUAUGCGCUAUCUGAGUGGAGAAGAAAAUGGAGUCGUUUCACCUGAGAAACUGGAUUUGAAUGAAGAUAUGUCUCAGCCCCUUUCUCACUAUUUCAUUAAUUCCUCACACAACACCUACCUCACAGCUGGUCAGCUGGCUGGAAACUCCUCUGUCGAGAUGUAUCGCCAAGUGCUCCUGUCUGGUUGUCGCUGUGUGGAGUUGGACUGCUGGAAGGGACGGACUGCAGAAGAAGAGCCAGUCAUCACCCAUGGCUUCACCAUGACCACAGAAAUAUCCUUCAAGGAAGUGAUUGAAGCCAUUGCUGAGUGUGCUUUUAAGACGUCACCUUUUCCAAUUCUGCUUUCAUUUGAGAACCACGUGGAUUCCCCCAAGCAGCAGGCCAAGAUGGCGGAGUACUGCCGGCUGAUCUUCGGGGACGCCCUUCUCAUGGAGCCGCUGGAAAAGUACCCACUGGAAUCUGGAGUUCCUCUCCCAAGCCCUAUGGAUUUAAUGUACAAAAUUUUGGUGAAAAAUAAGAAGAAAUCACACAAGUCGUCAGAAGGAAGUGGCAAAAAGAAGCUCUCAGAACAAGCCUCCAACACGUACAGUGACUCCUCCAGUGUAUUUGAACCCUCGUCCCCAGGAGCAGGAGAAGCUGAUACGGAGAGUGAUGAUGACGACGAUGAUGAUGACUGUAAAAAGUCUUCCAUGGAUGAGGGGACUGCUGGGAGUGAGGCCAUGGCCACAGAAGAAAUGUCUAAUCUGGUGAACUAUAUUCAGCCGGUCAAGUUUGAGUCAUUCGAAAUUUCAAAAAAAAGAAACAGAAGCUUUGAAAUGUCUUCCUUCGUGGAAACCAAAGGACUUGAGCAACUUACAAAGUCUCCGGUGGAAUUUGUAGAAUAUAACAAAAUGCAGCUUAGCAGGAUAUAUCCAAAAGGAACACGUGUGGAUUCAUCCAACUAUAUGCCUCAGCUCUUCUGGAACGCAGGCUGCCAAAUGGUUGCACUGAAUUUCCAAACAGUGGACCUGGCUAUGCAAAUAAAUAUGGGGAUGUAUGAAUACAACGGGAAGAGUGGCUACAGACUGAAGCCGGAGUUCAUGAGGAGGCCUGACAAGAGCUUUGAUCCAUUCACCGAAGGCAUCGUGGACGGGAUAGUGGCCAACACUUUGUCUGUUAAGAUUAUUUCAGGUCAGUUUCUCUCUGAUAAGAAAGUCGGGACUUACGUGGAAGUGGAUAUGUUUGGUUUGCCUGUGGACACAAGGAGGAAGGCAUUUAAGACCAAGACAUCACAAGGAAAUGCUGUAAAUCCUGUCUGGGAAGAAGAACCCAUUGUGUUCAAAAAGGUGGUUCUUCCUUCUCUGGCCUGUUUGAGGAUAGCAGUUUAUGAAGAAGGAGGCAAAUUUAUUGGCCAUCGGAUUUUGCCAGUACAGGCAAUUCGACCAGGUUACCACUACAUCUGUCUGAGGAAUGAGAGGAACCAGCCUCUGAUGCUGCCAGCUGUCUUUGUCUACAUAGAGGUGAAGGACUAUGUUCCAGAUACAUAUGCAGAUGUGAUUGAAGCUUUGUCAAAUCCAAUCCGAUAUGUGAAUCUGAUGGAGCAGAGAGCUAAGCAACUGGCUGCACUGACACUGGAAGAUGAAGAAGAAGUCAAGAAAGAGGUUGAUCCUGGGGAAGCACCAUCAGAAGCUCCAAGUGAAACCAGGACAACUCCGGCAGAGAACGGGGUGAAUCACACUACAUCCCUGGCACCAAAACCACCUUCCCAGGCUCUCCACAGCCAGCCAGCUCCAGGUUCUGUAAAGGCACCUGCCAAAACAGAAGAUCUUAUUCAGAGUGUUUUAACAGAAGUGGAAGCUCAGACUAUUGAAGAACUAAAGCAGCAGAAGUCAUUUGUAAAACUGCAAAAGAAGCACUACAAAGAAAUGAAAGACCUGGUUAAGAGACACCACAAGAAAACCACUGACCUUAUCAAAGAACACACUACAAAAUAUAAUGAAAUCCAGAAUGACUACUUGAGAAGGAGGGCAGCUUUGGAAAAGACAGCCAAAAAGGAUAGUAAGAAAAAAUCAGAACCCAGCAGCCCUGACCAUGGUUCAUCCACCAUUGAGCAAGACCUCGCUGCCCUGGAUGCCGAAAUGACCCAAAAGCUAAUAGACUUGAAGGACCGACAACAGCAGCAGCUGCUUAACCUUCGACAAGAACAGUAUUACAGUGAAAAAUACCAGAAGCGAGAACACAUUAAACUGCUUAUUCAAAAAUUGACGGAUGUUGCUGAAGAAUGUCAGAAUAAUCAGUUAAAGAAGCUCAAAGAAAUCUGUGAGAAAGAGAAGAAGGAAUUAAAGAAGAAAAUGGAUAAAAAGAGGCAGGAAAAGAUAACAGAAGCUAAAUCCAAAGACAAAAGCCAGAUGGAAGAGGAAAAGACAGAGAUGAUCAGGUCUUACAUCCAGGAGGUGGUGCAGUACAUCAAGAGGUUAGAAGAGGCACAAAGUAAACGGCAAGAAAAACUCCUAGAGAAACACAAAGAGAUACGUCAGCAGAUCCUGGAUGAAAAACCCAAGGGGGACGGUUCCUCCUCAUUCUUGUCGGAAACUUGCCAUGAGGAUCCCUCUGUUUCCCCCAACUUUACUCCCCCCAACCCUCAAGCUCUCAAGUGGUGACCACCGUCCUUCCGGCCAGCUGCAGGUGGAGCUGGAGCAAGAAUACCAAGACAAGUUCAAAAGGCUGCCUCUGGAGAUUUUGGAGUUCGUGCAGGAAGCCAUGAAAGGCAAGAUCAGUGAAGAUAGCAAUCAUAGUUCUGCCCCUCCCCCGCUGGCCCCAGACCCCGGAAAACUGAACCACAAGCCUUCUUCCAGUGAGGAGCUGGGAGGAGAAAACCCAGGAAAAGAGUUUGAUACUCCUCUGUGAUUGUUCCUGCCAGGCCUUCCAAACACGCAUGGCCACCUCGGCUCCACCAGACUCUCUCCUCUCACAAAGAUCACUGCCCAGGAUCAUCUUCCUGAGAAGCAUCCCUUAGAUUAAAAUCUGCACCAGAGGGAGAGUUCCAGAAGGAUCCAUGCAGUUUCCCCAUGUCCAGGCUCCAUAUGUUAUGUGGAAACUAUUGUAGGACCAACAGUGGAGAGUGCAUGUAUGUGGGACUUGGGUUUUCUUUCCAAUAGUAAAUUCAAAGCAGGCAACUUCCAGGCUCCAUGGAACAUUUCAUGAAGGACCGUGUCUUCUUUGAAGAAGAUCAAGCUCAUGUUUUGAUUUGAGGCUCUGGUGUAAAGUAUGUCCCAAGUAAUAGAAAUAGUUUGAGAAAUGCAUAGCACUAUUUAACACUAUUGAACAGCCAACUUUGAGCAUUUUUUUCCCUAACUGCCCCUCAACUGUCAUAUCUUCCAGUUAACAUGCAUAUUAAAUUGUUUCAUCCUUUGCUUUGCAAGCACUGGUGGCUUGCAGUUUGCUAAUUUAUUUAUCAUAGAGGCAUCGGUGUAUUUGCUGUGGACAUGGCUUUAUCGGAUUCUGUAUAAUCUGUAGUGAUUCCAAUCAGCUGGUUUUCUGUCUUGAUUGCAUCCUUAUCCAGUGAAGCCAUUCCCAGACUUGGCAACAUGGCUUGUACAUUUGUCUGCAUGAGUGAGUUGGCCGCACACUUCCAGGCAGUGUGCUAUCUGAGUCAAUUAUUUGGUACUCAGAGUCUGGGUAUUCAUUGGUCAUUGGCCUAAAAUGAUUGAAAAAACUACAAAGAUCUGUUUGAUUGAAUAAGAAUAGUUGAGCUGAUGUCUGUUGAGCAGAGAUUCAAUCAGAGUGAACAGGUUCUAGCAGUUAUUUUGCUCUCUGACUUUUUUAAGGUUCAUUUAUUUUUAAUAUAGAGAUAAAGAUUGAAUAUUUAUCUAGAGAAUACACAAACCCACAUAUAAAUGAUAUAUAUUAUCUCCAUGUAUAUAUAUAUAUGUAUGCACUCAGCCAUGUAAGUACAUACACACACACACACAUUCAAAUGAGUGUGGAUAUGAGUUUCUUAAUUGGCAGUGACCCAACUUUUCCAAAAGACAUAAAACCAAAUUCAACCGUAGAGGAAAAAAAUGGUCAAGCGGUGAUAUUAUGUGAAUAUUAAAUUAUAUUGAAAUUCUAAGAAACCAUUGACUGAAGCCAUUGAUGCAAGCUGAGGUAGAUUGAGAAUUUAGAAUAUGAUUUUGAUGUAUAUUUUGCAAGAUCAAAAACUGGAUUUUAGAUAUCAGAUUUUAAGCUUGUUUUUUAAUGAUCAGAAUAUACAAAAUAUAUAGGACAGCAAGUAUCGUCCAUAAUUUUUAAGUCUGAUAGAGUUCAAUUUAUUUCUAACAUUAAAAAACUUUCAUUAUAUAUUUACUGUGUACAUUUAAUUCACUUAACUGUCUUUUUGUUAAGUUCCUAUGUUAAGUGGCAUAAGAGAAACAAAUUAUAUUAUGUUAAAACUGAUAGAAAACGUUAUUGAAAGGUCUUAAGAAAGAAAAAGUAAUUAUAGAGAGGAAAAUAUAGAGAGUAACACGAAGGACAUUGAAGUUAAAGCCCUGAAGCAAGAUUCUCACAGUUUUAUUUUACUUUAAAAUAAACCUGUCUGAUUGUAGCUUAGCAAAACAUUUUAAAACACAAAAACUAGUUGUGUCCUGAAAAUUGUGUUUUAAGAAUUUAAUAUUUUUAUGAAAAUUAUUCUAUUUAAGCAAUAACUAAGGAUCACAAUUAAGUUUUAAUCAAAAUGGUGUCUUAGUUCAAACAUCAGGAAAGAGUGUUUGAUUAAAAAAAAAAACGCAUCUAGCAAGAGACACAAGGGGAAAAAAAACCCAUCCCCUUUGGAGAUGAUUAUAUUUUGAUCUAAAGGAUUUGGGUGUUAAUUAGACACCUAAUAAAACUUAACUUCCACUGAAUGAGAAAUCUUUUGUAAAUCAUUCUACUUUUGCACUUUGAAGGAAAGGCAUUAAUCAUAAGGAAGCAAGAAUGGUCAAAAUCGAAUGCUGCAUUUUUAUAAACAAAAUUACAGACUGUCUAAAAUUGCUGAAGAAUGAACUAAUAAUAGCAUUAAUAACCAAACACAAUGGUGAUUAUUACAGAACAGUGUAUCACAUUUUAGUCCAGAGAUAGACUAAAGUUGAAUAACCUUGAUGUACACAAAACUGUUUUGGUAGUUGGAUUUCAUUAUCUUAGUGACUGUAGUCAUUUUGCAAUACGUUUGUAUUUGGCCAUUUCCUGUAAUCACAUUUUUAUAUCUCUACAAUGACACUUUUUGCAGUUGUGGGGUAGUGUGUAACACUGUCCAUCUUGCAUCAUUGAAACUACUACAGUGAUACUAUCAUUUAAUAAUAUUAAUACUACUUGAAAUAGACUAAGAUAAAGAAAAGGGGUCUAUAUGAUGUGCAGUUUUGUGCCUUUAUGUAUUUGCCUUGUUCUUUGUUGAAUGUGUGAAAUUCUGUACUGUGGUUUUUCCUAUAAUAGAGAGUAGAGCUGUGUAUUGAAUUAGACUAUGCCCUUCUGAUAUCUUUACACUACUGAGAAUAGCGUGGUGUUGGCCAUGUAAACCAAUUUUCAAAGUUCUAAUGAUAUGCCAUGUGUUUGAGGGUUUUAACAUUUCAUUUUAACAUUUCAGUAUCACCAUACACUAAUGAAUACUCCUGUGAUAGAUAAGCCGUCGUUAAAUAACUCCGAAAGAAAGGGCCAUUGCUUGCGUUACUUUGAAUUUAAUGUUGCUCUUGUGCACUGUAUAAAUAUUGUUUGUGAUGGAUUAGACAUUGUGACUUUUGCCUUUUCAGAAGAAAAAAAAAAGAUAGGACAAAGUAUUUGAAGCUCUUAAAAUGUACAUAUUUUGGUUCUUCUAUCUCAAAUUAUUUAAAAUGCAUAAUUCACAUUUUUUGUAAUAAUUCUAUGCAAUUUUGUGGCAUGAUGUUUCUUCCACUUGUAAUUUUAUGUGCUUUCAUCACAGAUCCAAAGGAAACAAUAAAAAUUUCUUAACACAA